Molecule: messenger RNA, 464 nt
Organism: Podarcis lilfordi (Lilford's wall lizard)
Lineage: Eukaryota; Metazoa; Chordata; Lepidosauria; Squamata; Lacertidae
Source: the annotation of a GenBank genome assembly
AUGGCACGGCAGAGAAGCGACCGUUGCGCCACGGAUGGAGCCUUUUUUCCCACCAGCGGAGGAAACAGCGCGCCCGGAGAACCCGAUGCUUCCCCUCCGAGGGAGCUGCGGCGUGGAGGAACUUUCCUCUUCCCCUCGCGCGCUCGACUCCUUUCGCCCUGCGCGCCUCUGCGAGUGCGUAAAAACCAUGGCGAGGCGGCUGCUCCAGGGCGCCAGACGUACCCAAGCGCCGCAGCCGGAGCAUUUCCCUCGCUCAGCCCCUUUCUAAACGCGGGUCGGAGUGCCACGCCGAGCUCGCUGGCGUCGCGGAAAAGCAGGCAGGAAAGCAGGCGCGGCGGCGGCGCCUCCACCGCCCUUCGCCAAGCCGUGCGCCCUGGCACCAAGGCGCGCGCCACGGCGGCUCCAAAGGGCGCAAGCGAGCCAAGCGCAGCCGGAGCCUCCUGGGAGAGAGAAGGGGAAAAAAG